This is a messenger RNA of Camelina sativa (false flax), 3015 nucleotides long. Its product is annotated as DEK domain-containing chromatin-associated protein 4. Gene Ontology annotation, molecular function: histone binding; DNA binding. Gene Ontology annotation, biological process: regulation of double-strand break repair; chromatin organization. Lineage: Eukaryota; Viridiplantae; Streptophyta; Magnoliopsida; Brassicales; Brassicaceae. Gene Ontology annotation, cellular component: nucleus. The record is from RefSeq and is a predicted model, not a curated record.
GGGGUUUAUCUAGCGUCACCGAUCCACGAGAGUAUCGAACACGAAAUCUGAACCGUUCAACAUAUCCGACGUGGCAAUUAACUGUAUUUAAAAUCCGGUUUUGCGUCCGAUUCCCUUAUAGAAAUCGGAGCGUUGGUCUCUUCUUUUUUAUUCUGAUUCGAACAAAAAAAAAUAAAAAUAAUAAAAAAGCUCAGUGCUUUGAGAGCCUUUGGAUAGAGAGAGAGCAGAGCGAGCGUUCUGGUGUUUCUGGCUUUAAGAUCUACUGAACACUGGGUUAGCAAUGGGGGAAGAAGAUACAAAAUUCACUGUGGAGCCAACAGCAAAUGGGACUAAUUCUCUUCAGAAGACAUCAGAUGCAAUCAGUGGAAAAGAAGUGCAGGAGAAAGCUAGUGGCAAGGAAACACAGGAAGAUAAGAAAGCUGAGGAUACUGGACCCCAGAAAAUGGAGAUAGAUGAUGAGAUUAAGCAACAUGAAGGAAAAAGUGAGACGGAAGAUAAAGAGGUGGUUACAGAAAAAGAAGAGAAAGCUGAGACUGAAAAAUCAGAAGAGAAAGAUGUCAACGGAGACAAGGAACCAGUGGAGACGGCUAAAAGGGACGAAGACAAGGGACAACCAGAAGCUGAUAAAAUGGAUGAAGACACAGAUGACAAGAAGUUGAAAGCUGAUUAUGGUGUUUCUGGAGGUGCCACUGAGGAAGAUAUUGUGAUGAAGGAAAAUGUGGAGACUGAUGACAAGAAAGAUAUAAAAGACAACGAAAAUCAAAAGAUGAAGAUAGAUACAACAGAAGGAGACCAAGAGAAAACUGAGAAAGAAUCAAAGGAGGAGAAACUAGAAGGAAGGCAAGUGAAUGGAAACGAACAAGGGAAUAAGGGAGACAUCAAAGAGGAAGAAAAGCUGGUCAGUGGAGACAAGGGGGACGAUGUCGAUGAGGAUGAAAAGGUGGAUAAUGUGGAUGAAAAUAACACAAAUGAGGCAUCGAAGGAAAAUAAUGAGGGGAAAGAGGAGGAAACAAAUAAAGGAGAGGAAGUGAAGGAAGCAAACAAAGAAGAGGAAGUGGAGGCAGACACUGAAGUCGAUGUGCCAAACGUGGAAGACAAAAAAACAGAGAGUAAGGACGAGAAUGAAGAUGAAAAUGAAGAUAAAGAGGAUGAGAAGGAAGAUGGAAAAGAAGAGAGCAUGGAUGAUAAGGAAGAUGAAAAAGAAGAGAGUAAUGAUGAUAAGGAAGACAAAAUUGAAGAUAUCAAGAAGUCUAACAAGCGAGGGAAAGGGAAGACUGAGAAAAAUCGUGGAAAGACAAAGAGUGAGGAAGAAACGAAGGACAUAGAACCUAGGACUCCUUUCUCUGAUCGCCCUGUUCGUGAGCGAAAAUCUGUUGAAAGGCUUGUUGCAGUAAUUGAUAAAGAUUCUUCAAGGGAAUUUCAUGUUGAAAAGGGAAAAGGGACACCUCUCAAAGAUAUCCCCAAUGUUGCUUACAAGAUAUCAAGGAAGAAGUCUGAUGAAGUUUUCAAGCAGCUACACCAAAUUCUCUUCGGUGGGAGGAGAGGAAAAGCUACUCAGGUCAAGACGAACAUAUUGCGCUUUUCUGGUUACAAAUGGCAAGGAGAUGAGGAAAAGGCAAAAUUGAAAGUAAAAGAGAAGCUUGACAAAAACAACAAAGAAAAAUUGGUGGAGUUUUGUGAAAUAUUUGACAUAUCAGUUGCUAAGGCUACAGCAAAGAAGGAAGACAUUGUUACGAAGCUGUUUGAGUUUGUGGAGAAACCUCAUGCGACAAGUGAUGUUCUUCUUAAUGAGAAAGACAAGGGUGUGAAGCGCAAAAGAACUCCUAAAAAAAGUUCACCUGCAGCUGGAAACUCAUCUUACAAACGAUCAGCAAAGAGCCAAAAAAAGACCGAGGAAGCAACAAGGACGAAGAAAAAGAGUUUACCUCAUUCUGAUGAUGAGUCUGAAGAAGAGAAAGAGGAAGAAGAAGAAGAAGAAGAAGAAGAAGAGAAAGAGCAGGAGGUAGAGGAGGAAGAUGAAGUUAAUGAAGAGGAGGAGAAUGAAAAUGGGAUUCCUGAUAAAUCUGAGGACGAGGCGCCUCAGCCUUCUGAAAGUGAGGACAAAGUUGAAUCUGAGGAGUCAGAGGAAGAAACUCAAAAGAAGAAACGUGGUUCUAGGACUCCAUCUAAGAAGAAAGAAACAUCAGGGAAAUCGAGAAGCAAGAAAACUGCAGUCCCUACGGAAUCCAGUCCACCAAAGAAAGCUACUCAGAAGCGCUCUGCAGGUAAAAGGAAAAAGAGUGAUGACGACAGUGAUACAAGUCCAAAGGCAUCCUCAAAGAGGAAGAAGACUGAGAAACCGGCGAAGGAGCAGUCCUCGGCGCCUUCAAAAUCUGCAUCAAAAGAGAAACCAGGCAAAAGAGGUGGAAAAGGGAAAGACAAAACCAAGGAGCCUAGUGAUGAAGAGUUGAAAAAUGCAAUUAUUGAUAUCUUGAAAGGGGUCGACUUCAACACGGCUACAUUCACUGACAUCCUCAAGCGACUUGAUAAAAAGUUCAAAAUCGAUCUCACCUCAAGAAAAUCAUCUAUUAAGCUGAUGAUCCAAGAUGAGCUCAAAAAGCUAGCAGAAGAGGCCGAUGAUGAGGAAGGAGAAGAAGAGGAUGCUGAGAAUGAGGAAGAAGAAGAGAAAGUGAAAGAGAAAGCUGGAGGAUCUGGUGGUGCAGAGGAGGUUAAAGCCUGAUCACAAAGCACAUAAAUCUAGUCUAGCUGCUAUUUUAAUCGUCAAGGGGUCUCUCUCCUCCAUUGCCUAUCUUCAGCAUUAGGCAAAUAUAUCAGAGAAUGUAAUAUGUUGGUUGUUUUUUGGUCUUGAAUUGUCGUUUUUUUUAAUAUAACUUAUGUGGUAGAGUCGGAGAGAGGAAGACCAGAAGUUAGAUGUUAUCAGAUAAGCAGCUUUGUUUGUGUAUACAAUUAAACAUAAGCGCCUUUAGGAUUUAUGGCCCAUUUAAACACCCUUUUGAUUUUUGGGUUCCUUUUGAA